Messenger RNA from Coccinella septempunctata (seven-spotted ladybird), 1054 nucleotides. RefSeq lists its product as uncharacterized. The record is from RefSeq and is a predicted model, not a curated record. The transcript has 2 exons. The coding region runs from base 125 to 613 and encodes 162 amino acids. Lineage: Eukaryota; Metazoa; Arthropoda; Insecta; Coleoptera; Coccinellidae.
CUUGCCCAUACAAAAAAUAUAAACAAAUAUAGAAAGAAAUGUGAAAUUUCGUGAACAAUGGUGAAUCUCGAAUUUUGCUAAUUUUUGGGCAAUCUUGAUAUAACUCUUUCCAUAAUUCGUCAAAAUGCAGUACGAUGAAAUCAAAGAGGUGUCUGAAAUAAACACUCCACAACUGAAUGAUUUGGAUUCUGCUCUUGAAGAACUGGGCAUGUUAGCCUCUUCUACCAAUUCCAGAAAUGAAUAUUUAAAAGAAAUUUCUGCUUAUCCAUGCUCAAGUACUCUGAAAAUAAAUACAAAGUAUAUCAGCAAUGUUAUGAUAGCCUGCGGAAAAUAUAAAACUAAAUCACACAGCAGGUUCAUGCCUUAUAUGACAAGAGUACGAAAUAGAACAAAAUCAGAAAAUAAUGAUAAUGAGUGCUUUGGUCUGCAAAAAGUGUUAAAUGACUCUCUGAAUAGUGUUGAGAACUUUGCAGAGCUCAAAAAAGCUAAGUCACUGGAAAGUAUAGUGAAUGAAAACAAGGAACAUAAAGAUUUUAACAACAUUCAUUUUGACAAUCUACCAGAACUUGAAACCGUUAGUGAGUGUAUUCAAAAUUUGAAAUUUGGGGAAUAAAUAAUUAAUUUUUGGAUAUAAAAAAGUCUAAGAAAAGGAUUGACAAGGAAGUUAUUCAUUCAGUUAUCACAUCAACAUUCUUUUAUUUCUACUUAUAGUUAUGAGCAACUUAAUUAGAGGUCCUAUGUGAAACUAAUCACAAUUAAAUCAAGCUGGAUAUAUACAGAGGAAGGUAGAAGCACUUUCACUGAUUGUAGAAAUAAAUAGAUGUAGAGAAAGAUAAUAAAUCCUAUGAUACAAGUCUUGAAACAAGCGAAAAUUGCCUCUAUAAAAUUGACUUUAAUGUACAUUUCAAGAUGGGCAUUAUGUAUACACUAAUACAAUUCUCCAGUUUGCAGAUAAAAGAAAAAUUUUCCUUACUUGAUCAUUAUCAACUGUUAAUUUAUUGACUGAUCUUGUGUAUGUAUGAUUUGAAGAGAAAUAUAAUUUAUAUUGAAUGUU